This is a messenger RNA of Anopheles marshallii, 1962 nucleotides long. Its product is annotated as arylsulfatase B-like. The record is from RefSeq and is a predicted model, not a curated record. The transcript is spliced from 4 exons. Lineage: Eukaryota; Metazoa; Arthropoda; Insecta; Diptera; Culicidae. The coding region runs from base 1 to 1962 and encodes 653 amino acids.
AUGAGUAACCCAUGCGGUGUAACUACAAAGAAGAUGACGCAGCUCCGUACCGUGCUGCUGGUGUGCAUUAUCGUGCAUCGCCAAGCGCUAGCGUACGGCCAGCAGUCCCGAAAACCGCCACACAUCGUCAUCAUCACCGCGGACGAUAUGGGCUGGAAUGAUGUUGGGUUUCACGGUUCGAACCAGAUAGCGACCCCGAACAUUGACGCCCUCGCGUACGACGGUAUCAUCCUCAAUCGGCACUAUUCCGCACCGAUGUGUACACCGUCCCGGGCAGCCUUGAUGACGGGCAGGAACCCGAUCAACGUCGGCAUGCAGCACUACGUGAUCGACAGCGACGAACCGUGGGGUCUCGGGUUGGAGCAGCGCAUUAUGCCGGAAUAUUUCCGUGCGGCCGGCUACCGGACGCACAUGAUUGGCAAGUGGCACCUUGGAUUCUUUACGGAGCAUUACAUACCGACCAGCAGGGGGUUCGAUACGCACAUCGGUUACCUGGGCCCGUACGUGGACUAUUGGAGCUACGUGUCCAAGAUGAAUAGCGGUACGUUCGAGGGUUACGAUUUGCGUCAAAACCGGCACGUCAACUAUGCGGCCAACGGGACGUACGCGACGGAUUACUUCACCACCGCCGCAAAGGAUAUCAUCGCGCAGCACGGGAAAAGCGAAGAACCGAUGCUGCUGGUGCUGAAUCAUCUAGCGCCGCACGCCGGAAAUGAUGACGAUCCACUGCAAGCGCCACAGGAAACGAUCGAUCGGUUUGCGUACAUCAAAGAUCCCAGCCGCCGCACGUACGGCGCCAUGAUGUCGAAGUUGGACGACAGUGUUGGGGCGGUGUACGAAAGUCUGAAAGCGAACGGAAUGCUCGACAACUCGAUAAUUGUGUUUUUGAGCGAUAACGGAGGUGUUACCCGGGGGAUGCACAGCAACACUGGCUCGAACUAUCCAUUCCGGGGUCAAAAACACUCUCCCUGGGAGGGUGCCGUGCGUACUGCCGCUCUUAUCUGGAGUCCACUGCUCCAGGACACGCAGCGUGUCUCGAACCAAUGGUUCCACAUCUCCGACUGGCUGCCGACGCUAGCAUCGGCCGCAGGAAUAACGGUGGGCAACAGCACCUUCAGCGAUAUCGAUGGAAUAGACCAGUGGGAAGCACUAGCGUACGGCACCGGAAACCCACGGCAAAGACUGAUGAACAAUCUGGACGAAAUAUUCGGCUACACAAGCUACGUGGAGAACGGCUUCAAGUACAUCAACGGAACCACCCUGGGUGGGUUAAACGAUGAGUGGUACGGUGAGACAGACCCGUUCGACAAACUACCAGGAAACGAUGAGUAUCUCACCGCCGUGAUGUCUACCGACAUUGCCCGGGCUGGCAAGCUGGAUGAAAAGCUCAUCUCGUACCUUCGCCGACACGCCAAAGUUAACUGUGGCAAUGCGAUUUCCAACAAACCUUGCAACCCGCUGGUAAGACCAUGCCUUUUCGACAUUAUAAACGAUCCGUGCGAGAUGCACGACAUCGCUGGCGAGCAUCCGAAGAAACUGCGCGAGAUACGACAGCAUCUGGAGCAAUAUCGAUUGCGGGCGGCAAAACCACGCAACCGGCCCCACGAUCCUGAAGCUGAUCCGACCAAUUUCGGUGGCGUUUGGAACUGGUGGCGCACCGAUCCGGCUAUGGCGGCCACACAGCGCGACGAAAUACCGCCACCGUCUCACUCGCUCGCGAAGGACACGCAACUGUUUGUAAUUAUUCCGAUCGUAGUAGUUGGUAUUAUUUUUGUAAUUGGCACCUUACUCUAUCUUUCGAACAAAAACAUUAUCAAACUGUGCCGUAGGACAAAGCAAGACUCAUCCACAACGCCGAGCGAGAUACCGACCGAUGCUUCGAGCCCGGAUGGUAAGGCGACGGCCGAUGCUGCCUUUAGCUCAAAAAUCUACGUUAUUAGCGAUAGGGACCUGGACAGCUAA